Molecule: messenger RNA, 2637 nt
Organism: Mesocricetus auratus (golden hamster)
Lineage: Eukaryota; Metazoa; Chordata; Mammalia; Rodentia; Cricetidae
Product: laminin subunit gamma-3-like
Source: RefSeq, a predicted model, not a curated record
UAGUGGCUCAGAUUCCCAUGCAAAGGGGUGAGCUGAGCUACAUAAAAGAUGAACAAGUACCAGGGAAGCCUGCUGGUGCUGCCCUCCCCACGUCCCACUGAUGAGCAUCAGCGAUCCAGGGUGGCACUCCCACCCACAGCUCCAGGGAGUUUCUGCCAGGCAGCCAUCCUGCUCCCCGCCACACACACACACCCUGUCCCAGCACCGCGCACCUGCUCCCUUCUAUGUGACGGUCUGCGUCUGCCUGGCUGCAGGGAAGGCCUAUGAGAUCACCUAUGUGAGGGUGAAGUUCCGUACCAGCCGCCCCGAGAGCUUUGCCAUCUACAAGCGCACGCGCACCGGUGGACCCUGGGAGCCCUACCAGUACUACAGUGCCUCCUGCUGGAAGACCUACGGCCGUCCUGAGGGCCAGUACCUGCGGCCUGGCGAGGACGAGAGGGUGGCCUUCUGCACCUCUGAGUUCAGCGACAUCUCCCCCUUGAACGGGGGCAACGUCGCCUUCUCCACCCUGGAGGGUCGUCCCAGUGCCUACAACUUUGAGGAGAGCCCUGUGCUGCAGGAGUGGGUCACCAGCACCGAGCUCCUGAUCUCUCUGGAUCGGCUAAACACAUUUGGGGACGACAUCUUCAAGGACCCCAGGGUGCUCCAGUCUUACUACUAUGCUGUGUCUGACUUCUCUGUGGGCGGCAGGUGCAAGUGCAAUGGUCACGCCAGUGAGUGCGGCCCUAAUGAGGCUGGUCAGCUGGCUUGCCACUGCCAGCACAACACCACGGGAGUGGACUGCGAGCGUUGUCUGCCCUUCUUCCAGGACCGUCCGUGGGCCCGCGGCACUGCAGAAGACGCCAACGAGUGUCUGCCCUGCAACUGUAGCGGGCACUCCGAGGAGUGCACAUUCGACCGGGGGCUCUUCCGGAGCACGGGCCACGGCGGGCACUGUCAUCACUGCCGUGACCACACAGCCGGGCCACACUGUGAGCACUGUGAGAGGAACUAUUACAGAUGGGCCGCGAUGACACCAUGCCAGCCCUGUGACUGCCACCCAGCAGGCUCCCUGAGCCUCCAGUGCGACCACUCAGGCGCCUGCACCUGCAAGCCCUCAGUGACGGGUUGGAAGUGUGACCUCUGCAGGCCUGGGUUCCACUCCCUCGGUGAGGGCGGCUGCAGACCCUGUACCUGCAAUGUUGCUGGCAGCUUGGACACCUGUGACCCCCACAGUGGGAACUGCCCCUGCAAAGAGAAUGUAGAAGGCAGCCUAUGUGACAGAUGCCGCCCUGGGUCGUUUAACCUGCAGCCUCACAACCCGGCAGGCUGCAGCAGCUGCUUCUGCUACGGCCACUCGAAGGUGUGUGCCCCUGCUGCCGGCUUCCAGGCACACCACCUCCUCUCAGACUUCCGCCACGGAGCUGAUGGCUGGCAGGCCAGAAGCGUGGGGACACCAGAGCAUCCUCUGCAAUGGAACCGGAAUGGGAUCCUCCUGGGCCGGCAAGGAGGGGAGGGACUCUCAGCACCAGAGAAGUUCCUGGGCGAUCAGAGACUCAGCUACGGACAGCCAGUCAUGCUGACCCUCCAGGUGCCGCCUGGGGGCUCCCCACCUCCUCUGUACCUGAGGCUGGAGGGGGCAGGCUUGGCUCUGUCCCUAAGGCCCUCCAGUCCUCCCAGUCUUCAGGACACCAAGCAGCCAGGACAGGUUCAGCUCUGGUUCCUCCUACAGGAGACCUCUGAGGAGGCAGAUGCCCCACUGCCUGCCUUCCACUUCCAGCGGCUGCUUGCCAACCUGACUGCCCUGGGCAUCUGGACCAGGGGCCUCGGCCCGGACCACUCUGGCCAAGUGUUCCUGUGUGAAGUCCGGCUUACAUCAGCCCAGCCCCAGAGAGGGCUCGCCCCGCCAGCCUCUUGGGUAGAGAGCUGCUUGUGUCCCCCGGGACACACAGGCCAGUUCUGUGAAUUCUGUGCUCUGGGAUACAAAAGAGAGGUACCGAGUGGGGGUCCCUUCACCAACUGCAUCCCCUGCACCUGUAACCACCAUGGCACCUGUGAUCCCAACACAGGAGUCUGCCUGUGUGGCCACCACACCGAGGGGCCAUCCUGUGAACGCUGCAUGCCAGGUUUCUACGGCAAUGCCUUCUCAGGCAACGCCGAUGACUGCCAGCCCUGUCCAUGCCCUGGCCAAUCAGCCUGUACAGCCAUCCCAGAGACUGGAGAGGUGGUGUGCACACACUGCCCCCCUGGUCAGAGAGGCCGGCGCUGCGAGAGCUGCGAAGAUGGGUUUUUUGGGGAUCCUCUAGGAGUCUCUGGAGCCCCUCAGCCCUGCCGCCGGUGCCGGUGCAACGGGAACGUGGAUCUCAACGCUGUGGGCAACUGUGAUCCCCAUUCCGGCCACUGUUUGCGCUGCCUGUACAACACCACAGGGGUGCACUGUGAGCAUUGUCUGGAUGGCUUCUAUGGGAGUGCCUUGGCCCCCAGGCCCGAGGACAAAUGUGCUCCCUGCAGUUGUGACCUGAGGGGCUCAGCCAGUGAGAAGACACCCUGCAACCCAGUGACCGGCCAGUGUGCCUGCCUGCCUCAUGUCACCGGGAGGGACUGCAGCCUCUGCAGCCCUGGCUUCUAUGAUCUCCAGUCCGGGAGGGGCUGCCAGAG